Perkinsus marinus ATCC 50983 is the source of this 537-nucleotide messenger RNA. RefSeq lists its product as hypothetical. The record is from RefSeq and is a predicted model, not a curated record. The transcript has a single exon. Lineage: Eukaryota; Perkinsozoa; Perkinsida; Perkinsidae. The annotation marks the transcript as partial.
AUGAUCCGCUUUGCUCUCUUUUCCAUCGUCCUUUGGCAGGCAGCUGCCGAUGACCACAAGCCGUCUGAAGAGAGCAUCUUGCCGACGAAGCCUCCACAGCCACCGACUGACAACGGCGAUCAUGAGGAUUUCUUUCAAAUGCUUCAUUACCUAUUCCACCACGGUAUGGGUGGUGUCCAUAGCGAGGCCGCGGACUUCAUGCCGAGUGCCGUUGGCGAUAUUACUGAUAUUAUGCCGGGUGACUUCUUUGAUACCCGGAAGACUACCAAGUUUGGGGUUUACUCGGGUGACUUCAAAUUGGACGAAUAUGACAGCGUCGCCACCGACGUGACGGUUUACGCCAAGACGAAAGAGUACAACGUCAACGAUGAGGACUUCCGUUAUCUCACCGUUGGUGUCCACGGAGGCACCUUUGGGCAUUGGUUUGGUUACUACCCGACCGUGAAGAUGUACAAUGGUGUCGGCAAUGCGUACAUCAGCGCCUAUUACUUCCGUCCUCUUCCUGUCGAACCUGACAUGAUGACUGGAAAUCAUUCA